AUGGGUUUGCGAGGCAUUGGCUUUCUUCUGCAGUGUUACCUGAUGUUGGCAGCAGCCAUGUAUUUUGAUCUCGGAGAGCAGGAGGAAAAAUGCAUCAUCGAGGAGAUUCCUGAAGACAUGCUGGUCACUGGUUAUUUCUUGUUGGAGCCUUGGGAUUUGAAGGCGUAUUCCCACUACCCUCAACUCGGCGUCACUGUGACAGUCAGAGACCCAAACCAUGAGGUUCUGAUUUCCAAACGCUACGGUAAAUUUAGUAAAUUCACCUUCACAGCUCACGCCUCUGGUCAGCACUACCUUUGCUUCCAAACCAACUCCACAAGGUUUUCUGUCUUUGCUGGAGAGAAGCUGAAGCUACAUUUGGACGUUCAGGUGGGAGAGCACUCGAUUAACCCCAAAACCGACAAGACCAAAGACAACAUGGAGACUCUGGAGAACAGCCUCAGCCACCUCAUUGAUCAGAUGAUGUACAUCAUCAGGCAGCAGGAGUACCAGAGGGAGAAAGAGGAGGUGUUUCGUCAGAUCGGGGAGGACACCAACAGUAAAGUGCUAUGGUGGGCUGUGGUGCAGACCUUCAUUCUGCUGUCAGUUGGUUUCUGGCAGAUGAAACGACUCAAAGACUUCUUCAUCGCCAAGAAGCUGGUCUGA
Perca flavescens (yellow perch) is the source of this 645-nucleotide messenger RNA. RefSeq names its product transmembrane emp24 domain-containing protein 11. NCBI's taxonomy places the organism in Eukaryota, Metazoa, Chordata, Actinopteri, Perciformes, Percidae. The record is from RefSeq and is a predicted model, not a curated record. The coding region runs from base 1 to 645 and encodes 214 amino acids. The transcript is spliced from 5 exons.